Arachis ipaensis is the source of this 1165-nucleotide messenger RNA. RefSeq lists its product as uncharacterized. NCBI's taxonomy places the organism in Eukaryota, Viridiplantae, Streptophyta, Magnoliopsida, Fabales, Fabaceae. The record is from RefSeq and is a predicted model, not a curated record.
UACACUGUGUAGUUUCAAUGCUAAUCACUUCAAAUGUUUCCAACGCAAAAUUUUGCCAUGUGGUUCAGGCCCACUGCCGAUAUGAGACUGACUAGGGAUGAGUGCCGCCUUGGGACGUAUAUAUUUUCCAAAAAUGAAGAAAUGAGAUUACAAUCUACAAAACUAGAACACACUCAACAGUUGUUUCAGGUUUGAUCAUAUAUCUCCAGGAUUCAAACAAAAUCCAUGUUCAUGUUUGUUGUCCUUCCAGGGAAACAGAGAACUUAUUUAAGCAUUACGAGCUAACCCUGCCUCGCGGAAAGUUCUUAUCCCUUAGGCUCGAAUGCAUGCCCCACUUUGAUGUCGUCAACACUGUUGCAAUGCUUUCCUCGCUUCAGGCCAAGGCAAACCCUGUGCCCCAUUGCUGGUUCUUCCCGUUAACAUUUGCCGUCGAGCUCUUAUUCCAAACUCCGAUGGAACAUGUAAUAGAGAGCUAUGCGAGAUGCUGGAUGCCACCAACUCAAGAACUUGAGCAUAUGGCUGUCAUCGGGAACAUUUUCAAACUUGAGCCGAAUCUGCCCAACUUUAAACACGUUUCGCCAUAUCCAAACUCCUGGGGACGCAUGGAAUACCCCAUGAGCAUUCCUAGCAGGCUAGGCGCAGAUGAAUCUGGAAUAUGGUGCAUCUGGUGGAUGUCUCACAAUGGCCGAUUCUCCCCAGCUAUCCUAGGCAACCUGGGUGAUGAGGCCACAUUGAGGAUGAAAACAGCAAUUAGGAUUGUCGCAUCUGACUACAGUGAGCUUAAGGCUCUUGUGGACCUCAAGGCGGAGACAGUGUGGCGUAGUCUCCCGUUCCUCCCCUAAUUACUACUCUAUUUACAUGCUUAUAUAUGAAUGAAAUUGGGAACCAUUUACAGGGCCCAAAUAUUUUGAAAUUACUUGUUGCUAUUAAAUAUUGCUAAUUCCAGACUUUAGUAUUUUUACUCUACUUGUAUUAUCCCGGUGGUCGACAUUGGAUAUGCACCCACCUGGGUUGCAAAUGGUCUAACUAUGUAUGCACCUGUUAUAGUUAACUUGCAUGAUGACUUGUUGAAGAAUGUAAGUGGGAACCAUUAACAAGGUCCAUAUAUUUUGAAGUUAGUUGUUGUUGUUAUAUAUUGCUAAUUCCAGACUUUAAUGUCUAACUA